AAGAAGAAGAAUAUCCACCGAUUGAAGUUUACCGUUAAAUUGGAAAAAUGGCUUACUCCAACCCAUCUGUUGCUUUGCGUUUCUCAAAAGCUUUGUUUGAACACCGCCAUGGCGCUGCCGCUGCUCCUCCCUUCUCCGCCGCUGCCGCCGUUUUUAUUUCUUAUAAGGUUGAUACGAGCGAGGAAAGCGACGUGUCGGGAGCAAAAGCGGAAGAGGUGAUAGCAGAGAUGGUGGAAGAUGGAGCGGUGGGAAGUACGGUGGAGGUGGCCUAUGAUGCAACGAAAGGGACGACGGAGAAGGUGAAGGACACCGUAAUUGCAGAGGCAAACGAAAAUGUAAUGGACACUACUGAGUACAGAAGCAUGGAGAAUAUGGAUGAUCAGAAGCAAUAGUUCUAUGGCUUUUUAGCUUCCAACUGUUUUUGGCAAAUAUUAAAAAGGGGAUGAAAUUUCUUCAUCAUCUUCUUAAAACCUCUCAAUGUUAUGGGGUAUAUAUAUGAAUUUGAUUUGGUUAUAAAUAUAUAAAAUAAUAUCAUUUUGGUUGUGGAUGGAAGACACUUUUGAGGAUGAUCUUAUUACUUGUUAUAAUAGAUUAAAGUGUCUCAAAUAAUUUCAUUUUUUUGUAA
This is a messenger RNA of Cucumis melo (muskmelon), 625 nucleotides long. RefSeq lists its product as uncharacterized. The transcript is spliced from 3 exons. The record is from RefSeq and is a predicted model, not a curated record. Lineage: Eukaryota; Viridiplantae; Streptophyta; Magnoliopsida; Cucurbitales; Cucurbitaceae. Bases 48 to 392 code for a protein of 114 amino acids.